AUGUCGGCGCGGUGCCUUGUGAGCGUGCCAGCAAUACAUGCGAAGCGUACGUACACUUUAGAAGAAGGCACCCUGGAUGCAUUGAAGGCCGCCAUAUCCUCGUGCCCCAUUUUGGGCGACAAGGUGGACCUUUCCAACAGCACAUUCAAGGGUUCACAGGAGGUAAAUGAAAGUGAGCCUUCCGCGGCUGUGACGGUGGAUGGUGGCGGCUCCUCAGGCCUGGAAUGCUUUGAUCUUCCUUCACGUUCAGAUGACGACGGAAAGACAUUUGUGUUUCCAAGUUUCGGAGCCCUUCAUGACACCAUAAUAAGCGAUGGCCCAGUGACUUCCGCACUGUUUCGGCAAAUUGUGGAUAUCUUGUUUCAAGAGAUGGUGAAGAUAACAGUGGUCCCAACGAGACACUUUUAUAACAAGGUAAUGAUUCAACUACAAGAAAAGUACCCUCAGUUGCAAGACGCCAUGGGGAGUGGCAUGGACUCAUGGAGGUGCUCACUCCGGAUGAAAUUUAAAAACCAACGGCGGAAGCUAUGCAACGACACUCGCGUUGCUGAGAAUCGCAGAAAGUUUGCUACAUCUCGCAAACCCGAUGACAACUCUGCAGCGGAUGAAUUGAAGCGGCACAAGAAGCGCAAGAUGGACAUUGCCAUCAGCGGUCUAGAUGGGGAGGACGAGAAUAGCCUCGCAAAACAUGAGGAAUGGCUGCGGGCUGAGGCAUUCAAUGCUGCACCAGAUGAGAAAAUGAUUUACCACAGAAUGAACUUGACCGCCAAAAGAAGGCUCCUCGAGGUGGCAGACAUGAGCAUUGGGAGUGCUACACGCAAAUAUCCAUAUCUGAUGGACUUUGAACGAUUUGCUUCAGACUUCCAAAGAUUGACCGGAGUAGAUGGAAAAGAAAAAAUCAAGCUUGGCAUCGAUAUGCUUGCUUCUUUGGCACGCAAACGUGUAGUGGGUCACGAGGACGUCUUUAAAGAAAUUCAGACUGCAACACGGCUGGAACAGCAAGGUCACGCACUUCGAACCAGACAUCUCUUUGCUGUUGCUGUGCUCAAGAUUAUUCCAUCUGAUGUCAAGGAAAAAGCAGCAAUGUCUUCGCUGUUUGUACAUGAAGAUGACGAGAGGGUGCCGCUGACGCCAUGCGUGGUCUACUCUGGCCCCAGCUUGGAGCAAGCAGAGUUUCUACACCUGCACGUCGACAACCGAAACAUCUUCCGCGUCAGUAAUGCCGAAGAAGGAAUGAUAGCGCUGAUGAGUGCAUAUUUUAUUUUUAAUAUUGUGUACGGGCGCAAGGCGUUCAAUACUACCACCGUGCUAGAACGGCUUUUUCUUGGCAUGAGCAACACAUCACCGAGACCUGUGGCUACGAAGUUCGUGAACAAAGUUGUUCAGGCAAUUCGACGCUGA
Molecule: messenger RNA, 1401 nt
Organism: Rhipicephalus sanguineus (brown dog tick)
Lineage: Eukaryota; Metazoa; Arthropoda; Arachnida; Ixodida; Ixodidae
Exons: 9
Coding region: 1-1401 (466 amino acids)
Source: RefSeq, a predicted model, not a curated record